AUGACAAGGGCUGGGUACCUUUCACGAGGUUUGGAACGCUUCCUGUUUGCCAUGGAUUCGGUUUACAGGAAAAUGUGCCCAACUCAAAGCGGCCUAUGCUUGGAGUUCUACGAAAACGGGCGACAGAUGAUCUUAUCGCAACUAAAGAAGACCAACGUAGAGGAUGAUGUCGACAUCUAUGAGUUCCUUCAUGUCGGAAAUGAUGAAUAUGAAUAUCGAACAAUCGGGAACUGGUCGGUUUCUGGCGGCCUUCGAUUGCAUUCGCUUUAUCGCAGCUUCUUUGACGGGCCAGUAGAAUCGAAAUGUCAACCACCAAUGUGCAAAUGUUUCCUCGAUGGUGACUUCUUCCAAGGUAAUCAAUCACUUGGGAUCUCCUUAUUGGUAGGAAUCAUCACCCUCUACAUUACCGCCUACUUCUUCGUCUUCGACGCUACCGAUGCGGUAAGAAUUGUGUCCUUUUUGCUGAUUUUCCUUCUUUCAAUGGAGCGAGUUAAGGUUUGUCGUCUUCGUGUUGUCAUGCACGGUUUCGGCUACUCGCUUUGCUUUGGAGUGAUGAUCGCAAAAGCCACGCAGCUCCGAAAUGCUGAAACUCUUGGUUUUGGCACCUCUGUGCACAUAUCCUUCUGGAACUACUGGCUGCUGCUUUUCUUUAUUAUUGGAGUACAGAUUGCGUUAAAUACAAGAUGGGUCGCAGAGCCGUUCAUGUCUACAUUGGCGGUGUCGGAUACGCAAUCGGAGAUGGUAUGCACAUUGGGCAGAGAGGAAUUCGUGCUCGCUAAUAUCUACGUCGUCAUUUUGCUCUUUCUUGCAUUGUUCAUCAACAGUAGGAAUAGAAACAUCAAGAGAAAUUACAAGGAAACAAAAUGGCUUUUCGUCUCGUCGUUGCUCUGUACGUUCAUUUGGUUCACUUGGAUUGCGUUGUACUUUGUUGUUCCGAAUGAAUACAAGGAGACCGUGAUUGUGCUGGAACUAAUCAGUUGCUCGUCCAUACUACUCGGAUUAUUGUUCGGUCCAAAAAUCUACAUUCUCCUCUCAUACGAGCCCGUAGUUGUAGAGUUUAAACAGGACAGCGCUCAGCAAGGCAACAACAUGACACUUUUUGAAAGAGACGACGAUCUCCCAUCCAUACGAGCUGUGUCGCCAGCCAGCAGUGGUGGAUCAACUCGUACGGCUUCGUCAAUGCGUGGUGCGAAGAUACAACCUCCUAAUGUUCUAUAUCAAGACGAACAGUCUCCCAUCUUCCACACGGUUAUGAGGAAAAAGAACAAGGUGCGCCGGUCGCACAGCGAACAUGAAUUAAGCGAGCAGGUAAGCUAAGA
This is a messenger RNA of Strongylus vulgaris, 1319 nucleotides long. Lineage: Eukaryota; Metazoa; Nematoda; Chromadorea; Rhabditida; Strongylidae. The record is from the annotation of a GenBank genome assembly.